AUGCAUUCAAUGAUUAAACCAACAAAUUAUCUCAAUACAAUUAUUGCUUAUGUUCAAUGGCAAAAUGAAACUGUUCAAUGUUUUGUUGAUCGGUUUAAAGAGAAACCAAGAAAUAGUAGGCUUGAUGAAAUUGAGCAUUUAUGGAACUGGAAUAAUCGAGCAAAUGAAGGAAUGUUUUUUGGUGGAGCUGCUCGCCAACUACAUUUAAAAAAAGUUACAGAAUUUUCAGCAUUAAUGAGUAUUUAUUAUGAUACAUUAUGGCCUAUUUAUAAAGAAAAUCGUAGUGCAUUAUUUGACGCUCUUACAACACUAUUACAUCAAGAAAGUAGAUUAUAUUGGCCUGAUUAUGAAAUAUUUCCAUGUACUAGUUCAAAUACAAUUCUAGAUAAAUGUUUACAAUAUUUCUUUUUUAAGGAUCGUAAAAAUACAUGGUUUAUUAAUAGUAGUUCAUCUGAUUAUAUACCAUUUGUAAGCUCAGCUCGAGAAAUAUUUGCUGAGAAAUUUAAUGGAUCUGAUAUGAGCUAUCCUGAUCAACAUAAUAAAAAAUGGAUUUUAGAUAAUCUUAAACAACGUUGUUUAAAUAUUUAUGAUCAACAAAAAAAUGAAAACAAUUCCAUUAUAAUUAUUCUUCUUACCUCAAAAAAUCGGUUUGGUCAUCGAAUAGAUGUUGAUUUUAUUCAUUCAGAACUUAGUAAACGAUUUUCAACUAUUGUUACAAUUGUUGAUGCAUGUCAAGAUGGACAAACUUUUAGUGAUGUUGAUAUUGCUAUUUAUACUAAACGUUUUACAACAACAGGAGCAAUUGGAUUGGUAAAUAAGACAUUUUUAGCAAAACAUGGCUUAUUAUGUAAAAAAUUAACAGUUGGUGCAAAUUUUCCUGUCGGAAUCUUAGCUCAAAUAUAUAUUAAUAUUAAUAUGGCAAAUACAGGUCUUGCACAUGGCGUAGAAGAUCUUGUUAAUUCUUCUAGAUGGUACUUUUGGCGAUGUCCAAUUCAACAUGACUUACAUUCGGCUAUUGAUUAUCCAUAUACACACCAAUAUAUUGUUGAAAAUUUAAGAGGUCCUAUACGAUAUUCAUUUACAGAAGAUCUUAUUGGCACUAUUCUGAUAUUAACUAUGGAGCAUCAUGGACAAAUAUUAUUACCGAAAUUGUGGGCAUUACUUAAAAGACAAGGUCAUUCAUUAGAUUGUUUUGUGAUGGAUAAUCCAUAUUUGAAAAGUAACAAUGCAGUAUAUAGCAAUAAAGUACGAGAAUUAAUUACAGGAAAAUUCAUUGAUGAAUUAAGACAAAUGGAAGUAAUUUCAAGUGAUUAUUUGGCAUGGCCAUUGGUACCGUAUUGGGUUUCAUCGCCGGAUGAUAUAUCAAUUGAACAACUAAAUGAACAUUUCGAAAUAUGUUAUGCUUAUCAUUGUUGUUUACGUAUUUCAGUUGGCCGUUGUGGAUAUCCGGGAAAAUUGAAACGCUUUGUUGAACAUAUUGAUAAUAUUUUCCAAAGAGAUGAACUCAAUGUAUCUGAUGAUGCUCUCGGUAAACAUUCAUCUCAAUGGCCCUCGUAAAUUUCUUUUUAGAAAAUUUCUUCAACUGAGAUGAUAUAAAACUAAUUUCAAUAAAAACUACUAAUAUCUGCGACUGCGACACGUCAAUAUUAAAUAUUAUUAACAAGACUAAGUAUAAUAUUCAUCUAUCGAAAGUUGCCUAAUGAUGAAUAAUUAGAGAAGCAGUUACUCGAUUAGUAUAUAUUAUUCUCUUCAUCACACAUAUUAGAUUAUUGUCUUCAGUAGUACCGAUAUAUUCCAAAUUGAACACCCAAAUAAAAUAAGGGUGUGGACAUGAAUUGUCGUUAUUAUUGCACCAGCACCAUCACCACGCGCUUUUUUUGACAUCGAUGAUCAUCUUCUUGUAUGGGAUCAGCACAAAACAUAUCUAUAUUGAAAUUUAAAUAUUUAGAAAAUUAGUUAAAUGGUUAACAUUUCCAAUUUGAACGAGUCUUUUUCUGCAUGAUUGGAGAGAACUUAUCGACUUUCUUUUAAAGUUACAAGACCAUACUUUGCAGAUUUGCAUUUGAAAAAAGCUGUUAGCGCAAUCCCUUGUGGGAUUAAAAGUGUGAAAGACGAUGAAUCUAUUGUUACUAGUUAAAUGGAAAUCGUUUUGUUCCAUUUCGUUCGAUACAUUUGUAGCUAACCGUUUAUCUAAUGCUUUAGAACCACAGUUCCUCUAUCAUGGUCUGUGAUGGGUUCCGGGCCUGUCUGUAACGGUCCGUGAUGGGUCCCGGGCCUGUCUGUCUGGGUCUUUGAUGGGUUCCGGGCGGGUCUGUUACAGUCUGUGAUGGGUAUUGGGGUAUCUCUGUCACGGUCUGUGAUGGGUAUGGAAUUUUUCUGUCACGGUCUGGGGGAGGGGUGCAAAUUUCUGCCCCUAAACACUUCAACACUCCUUUCAGAUCGUGUUUCACAAAAUUACACAAAGAACGGGAGACGUUUUACGUGGAUUUUGGCCCCACAAGAAGAUGAAGGCAGAUUUAUCUGAAACUUUCAGCAAAUACUCAGCUAUAUACCAUUAGCCAUCGUACAAAAUUUCAACUUGAUCCGUUGAACUUUUCCUUUACUUUCACCACACCAGAAAUAUACGUCCCAUGUGAAAAUUUUUGCCUUUGUAAGCUCUUUUCAAGCGCUUUCCAGCACUUAUCACGAAAAGCGCUGAAAAGUGCUGUAGAUUUUUAUUCCUUUAAGCACUUUCAGACGCUUAUGAUAAAAAGCACUUUUAGGUGCUGUAAUCUUUCUUACUUCUAAGAACUUUACAACACUUUACAUGAACAGUGCUGAAAAAUCCUUCAUAUGGGUGUGGGUAUGGGUUGUCUGCGGGUUGGUGUGGAUAGAAGUCUUGUUUUCACCCAUACUCACACCCACACCCGACCACGAUCAGCCAUUUCUCAACGUUCUACAUACACCACUGCAGUCUAGUAGUUUUCUCAAAUUUGAGCACCACAAUCUGCGCAGACAACAGACUUUAAAAAAGCGC
Molecule: messenger RNA, 3016 nt
Organism: Rotaria sp. Silwood2
Lineage: Eukaryota; Metazoa; Rotifera; Eurotatoria; Philodinida; Philodinidae
Source: the annotation of a GenBank genome assembly